AUGUCUGUCACCGUCGAGUAUCGAGGACGGAUCGCCAUCAUCACGCUGAAUGUCCCGGCAAAGCUCAACGCCCUAACGUCGGAAGGGUACUUCCUACUCGCAGACUACAUGCGUAAAGUCGCCAACGACCCAGAAAUCGUAGUUACAGUGUUGACCGGCAGUGGGCGACUAUUCUCGGCUGGCGCGGAUGUUCAACGGACAGGCAAUAGAAACAUCGAUGGCCAGCCUUACAAGCCAAUGGUACAACAAGAAGCAACACCGAUGCAGAGUGCACCAUUUCGCCAAACACAGCUACGGAACCUCGCGCACAUCAUCGAAGUGACUGAUGCAUUCUAUACACACCCGAAGCUACUUGUUACUGCGUUGAAUGGUCCGUGCGUUGGCCUUUCAGCCGCCCUGGUCGCAUAUUCGGACUUCAUAUACGCCAUGCCCCACGUGUACCUCUUCUGUCCCUUUACCAGUCUCGGUAUUACCGCGGAAGGUGGCUCAACAGCCCUGUUCAGUCGGCGCAUGGGCUUCAAAGUCGCCGCUGAGGCACUGAUCAUGUCGAAACGCAUCCAGUGCGAGGAGUUGGUUCGAUGUGGAUUCAUAAACGAGGUCUUCGACGCUGGAAAAGGCGUGGACCAAUUUCUUAACAGAGUUCUUGUGGAAGUUGAGAUGCGACUGGUCUCAAAGCUCAAUCCUUUCAGCAUGCUACAUGUGAAAGCUUUGAUGAGGAAGCCAGAGAUACCCCUAUUUGCAUCACAAACUGUUGAAGAGACCUUGGGAGUCGUUGACAGUCUCGCAAGGGCAGCGGAAAUGGCAGACCGCGCGAAAGGGGGCAAGAAGGGUGCUCGGUUAUGA
Messenger RNA from Exophiala aquamarina CBS 119918, 843 nucleotides. RefSeq lists its product as uncharacterized. The coding region runs from base 1 to 843 and encodes 280 amino acids. The transcript is spliced from 2 exons. Gene Ontology annotation, biological process: fatty acid beta-oxidation. NCBI's taxonomy places the organism in Eukaryota, Fungi, Ascomycota, Eurotiomycetes, Chaetothyriales, Herpotrichiellaceae. Gene Ontology annotation, cellular component: peroxisomal matrix. The record is from RefSeq and is a predicted model, not a curated record.